AUGGCUAAGGCCUAUGGCAGGAUGGAGUGGGCUUUCUUGGAAGGUAUGAUGUUGAGGCUAGGUUUCUUCCGGGAAUGGGUUAAAUUGAUGAUGUUGUGUGUUACCACUGUGCGGUAUACUAUUAUGGUAAAUGAGCAGGCUGGGGGUGUAGUUGUGCCUACUAGGGGGUUAUGGCAAGGUGAUCCACUCUCACCUUAUCUAUUUAUUAUUUGUGUAGAUGGAUUAUCUUUGCUUUUGCAGAAUUCCCAGCAGCAUGGCCUAAUUCAUGGAUGUAGGGUGGCCAGGGGAGCACCUGCGAUCUCUCAUAUGUUUUUCGCAUAUGACAUCUUGCUAUUUUUUAAGGCUAAUGAGCAUGAAGGUGGGAAGAUAAGCCGGUGUUUGAUAGUAUAUGAGGGCUUGUCAGGUCAGGCUAUAAAUUAUCACAAAUCCAGUAUUACUUUCAGUCAUAACACUGCUGGGGGAUAG
Messenger RNA from Ipomoea nil (Japanese morning glory), 465 nucleotides. RefSeq lists its product as uncharacterized. Lineage: Eukaryota; Viridiplantae; Streptophyta; Magnoliopsida; Solanales; Convolvulaceae. Bases 1 to 465 code for a protein of 154 amino acids. The transcript has a single exon. The record is from RefSeq and is a predicted model, not a curated record.